Messenger RNA from Rosa rugosa (rugosa rose), 912 nucleotides. RefSeq lists its product as uncharacterized. The record is from RefSeq and is a predicted model, not a curated record. Lineage: Eukaryota; Viridiplantae; Streptophyta; Magnoliopsida; Rosales; Rosaceae. The transcript has a single exon.
GCGAAAUCUCACCUGGUUUCUCUUUGUCUUUAACUAUCAAAUUAUUGCUACGUUCAUUGCUAGCUAUUUUAAGCACAAUUCAGAGCUCCUUGUUACAACUUAAUUGGUUUCAGUUUGAUUUGAUCUUUCCCGAAAGUUUAAAGGAACUGGAAGAACACUGAACUCCUUGUUUUAGUCUGUGAUUUGGUCCCAAGUCUUUGUCUCUAUCUUUCUUUCUGUCAUAGCUCUGUAAAUUCAAUCCUUUGCCCUGAAUUUCAAUUCCUCCAAAACGUGGUAUGUGUUGUGUGCAUGUCCAAAACAGGUUUCAAUUAUCUGAGCAAUUCGCGCGACUUUGCCAUUCUCGCGCAAGAAACAGAGCCUCUAUUGGACGGGUCCGAUCAGAUCUUAGUCGUCGUCGACGUCCUCCUAGCCACCGAUAAGCGCGUAAACAACCACCACGAAUGGUACGCCAUUCUCCAGAUGGAUCACCGAUCCGACGACCACGAUCUGAUCAAGAGAUCGUUCUGACGGCUGGCGUUGCUCCUCUAACCAGACAAGAACAAAUACGCCUUCGCCGAGCACGCCUUCAAGCUCGUCACCCAUGCAUGGGCCAUUCUCUCCGACCCGGCCAAGAAGCCGGUCUUCGACACCGAGCUAGGCCUCUACAGCCCAGUCGAUCUCACCGUCGCUGUAGCAGCCUCCAAUCCGAACAAGCUUCCGGUGCGGUGGGGGCAGAAUGCUCGAAACGAAGGCGUUUCGGAGGAGGAGCAGCAAAAUCAACAGAGGUCGAGAUUAUUGAGCUUCUGGACUCCUUAUUGUUAUAUAUUGUAUGAGUACCCGAUCCAAGAGAUGUCGGAAAAGCAGGAAGUGCGUGAGGGCGUGGUUUUGGAGAGAGGAGAGAGGACCCAAAAAGAAAAAAAAAUGAAAAUCUGA